AUGGGGAAUGCAGGCAGCAUGGAUUCUAACCAGACUGAUUUCAAGGCACAUAAUAUGCCCCUUAAGCUGCCAAUGCCUGAACCAGGAGAACUGGAGGAGAGGUUUGCCAUCGUAUUGAAUGCUAUGAACCUUCCGCCUGAUAAAGCCAGAUUACUGCGUCAGUACGACAACGAGAAAAAGUGGGAACUCAUCUGCGAUCAGGAAAGAUUUCAAGUGAAGAACCCUCCUCACACCUACAUUCAGAAGCUGAAAGGGUAUCUAGAUCCAGCAGUAACAAGAAAGAAGUUUCGAAGGCGAGUGCAAGAAUCCACUCAGGUUCUGCGGGAACUGGAAAUCUCCUUAAGAACAAAUCACAUAGGAUGGGUGAGAGAAUUUUUGAAUGAAGAAAACAAGGGGCUGGACGUCCUUGUGGAAUACCUCUCUUUUGCACAAUACGCAGUCACAUUUGACUUUGAAAGUCUGGAAAAUAAUGUAGAAAACAAUGUUGAUAAGUCAAAACAUUGGAGUCGUUCAAUUGAAGACCUACAUAGAGGAAGCAACUUACCGUCACCUGUUGGAAAUAGUAUUACCCGCUCGGGCAGACAUUCUACCUUACGGUAUAAUACUUUGCCGAGUAGACGGACACUUAAAAAUUCAAGAUUAGUCUGUAAAAAGGACGACGUCCACGUCUGUGUCAUGUGUUUACGGGCGAUCAUGAAUUACCAGUAUGGUUUCAACAUGGUCAUGUCCCACCUGCACGCCGUCAAUGAAAUUGCACUAAGUUUGAACAAUAAGAACCCAAGAACAAAAGCACUUGUACUGGAGCUGCUCGCAGCCGUCUGCCUUGUCCGUGGAGGACAUGAAAUUAUUUUAUCAGCUUUUGAUAACUUCAAGGAGGUUUGUGGUGAAAAACAACGCUUCGAGAAGCUCAUGGAACAUUUCAGGAACGAAGACAACAAUAUAGAUUUCAUGGUUGCAUGCAUGCAGUUCAUUAACAUCGUUGUGCAUUCAGUAGAAGACAUGAAUUUUAGAGUCCAUCUUCAGUUCGAGUUUACCAAAUUAGCAUUGGAUGAAUACCUGGAUAAACUGAAACACACGGAAAGCGACAAACUUCAGGUCCAGAUUCAGGCUUAUCUGGAUAAUGUGUUUGACGUGGGGGCUCUUCUGGAAGAUGCGGAGACCAAGAAUGCCGCACUGGAAAGAGUUGAGGAACUGGAAGAAAACAUUUCUCAUCUUUCUGAAAAGCUACAAGACACCGAAAACGAAGCAAUGUCUAAAAUUGUAGAACUGGAAAAACAGCUUAUGCAAAGACAUAAAGAACUGGAAGUUGUGCGGGAAGUCUGUAAAGAUGCAAACACCCAGGUGCACACGUUACGGAGGAUGGUCAAGGAGAAGGAGGAAGCGAUUCAGAGGCAAUCCACUCUAGAAAGGAAAAUCCACGAGUUGGAGAAACAGGGGACUCUCAAAAUUCAAAAUAAAGGCGAUGGGGACAUAUCUAUUACACCGCUGGUGGCAUCAGGGGCUGUUGUGCCGUCAGGUACAGAAGUAGUGGGAGAACCAUCAUCUGCUACUGGUAUCUCACAGUCAGGACCUUCACUUCCCAGUGGAGGUUCAUCAAGUGUAUCAGGAAUUUGCACACGUUCAGCACCAACGCCGCCACCCGCACCACCUUUGCUUUCAGAGCCUGGAGCAGUGGAAAAUGGACCUACACCAUCUACAAUGCCACCGGCUCCACCUCCACCACCUCCACCACCUCCUCCUCCACCACCAGCGCCACCUCUUCCAGGUCCAGCUGUGGAACCACCUGUACCUCCGCCACCUCCUCUACCUGGAACUGCCUCACCAAUGGUUAUAUUUAACUCAGGACUUGCAGCUGUGAAAAUUAAGAAGCCAAUCAAGACAAAAUUCAGGAUGCCGGUAUUCAACUGGGUAGCUCUAAAACCCAACCAGAUCAAUGGCACAGUUUUCAAUGAAAUUGAUGAUGAACGGAUAUUGGAGGACUUAAAUGUAGAUGAAUUUGAAGAAAUCUUCAAGACAAAAGCCCAAGGCACGGCCAUUGAUGUUAGUUCCAGCAAGCAAAAAGCGGCACCUAAGGGCUCGAACAAGGUGGCCUUACUGGAAGCAAACAGGGCUAAAAACCUCGCCAUCACCCUGAGGAAAGCAGGGAAGACUGCGGAGGAGAUCUGCCGAGCCAUCCAGCAGUUUGACCUGAAGACGUUACCUGUGGACUUUGUGGAGUGUCUGAUGAGAUUCAUCCCGACGGAGGCAGAAGUGAAAGUCUUUCGGCAGUACGAUCGGGAGAAAAAGCCUCUGGAGAACUUAUCAGAUGAAGAUCGCUUCAUGAUGCAGUUCAGCAAGAUAGAGAGGCUGAUGCAGAAGAUGACCAUCAUGGCCUUCAUCGGCAACUUCAAUGAGAGCAUCCAGAUGUUGACGCCGCAACUUCACGCCAUCAUAGCUGCUUCUGUUUCAAUUAAAUCAUCUCAGAAACUAAAGAAAAUACUUGAGAUUAUUUUGGCUCUUGGAAAUUACAUGAACAGCAGUAAACGUGGAGCGGUCUACGGCUUCAAACUUCAGAGCUUGGACUUGCUUCUGGAUACCAAGUCAACAGACAGGAAACAGACCUUAUUGCACUAUAUCUCCAAUGUUGUACGAGAAAAGUACUUGCAGGUUGCUCUUUUUUUCAAUGAACUCCAUUAUGUGGAAAAAGCUGCCGCAGUCUCUCUUGAAAAUGUACUCCUGGACGUAAAGGAACUUCAAAGAGGGAUGGAUCUGGCGAAAAGAGAAUACACAAUGCACGACCACAACGUGAUGCUGAAAGAAUUCAUACAGAAUAAUGAAGUCAGGCUGAAGAAGUUACAAGACGACGCAAAAAUCUCACAGGAUGCCUUUGAUGAUGUAGUCAAAUAUUUUGGUGAAAAUCCUAAAACCACUCCUCCGUCUGUAUUCUUCCCAGUCUUCGUCAGAUUUGUGAAAGCGUACAAGUUGGCUGAUGAGGAGAAUGAGCACAGGAAAAAACAGGAGCAGGCCCUCAUGGAGAAGCUUCUCGAGCAGGAGGCCAUGAUGGACCAGCAAGGCCAAAAGUCUCCUUCACAUAAAUCUAAGCGGCAGCAGCAGGAGCUGAUAGCGGAGCUGAGGAGGCGGCAAGUGAAAGACAACAGACACGUGUACGAGGGGAAGGACGGAGCCAUUGAAGAUAUCAUCACAGCCUUAAAGAAGAAUAAUAUCACUAAAUUUCCAAAUGUUCAUUCGAGGGUAAGGAAUUCUUCUAGCACACCGGUGGUGGAGGAUACACAGAGCUGAUCUUAGAAGCCAGCCGUAUAGGAGAGCCGAUGCGGUGAGGAGAAGCGUACGGAAACGCUUCGAUGACCAGAAUAUGCGCUCUGUGAAUGGUGCUGAAAUCCCAGUAUGAGUUGGAGCCCCCUAUCUCGUAACCUGACGGGUGCGUGUGUUUUGUAUGUGAUGGGAGAAGGACCAGUAUCACUCGCCGGUGACGCACAAUGCCACCAUUUUGGCUGCACCUUUAUUGAACUGCAAAGGGCUCAAACUGAUCAAAACAAAGAGAGAGACUGCAUCCAGGAUGAGAAUGAUGUGAGCUGGGACCUCCACUCAGUGCAGAAAUAUAUAAAUAUAUAUAUAGAUAUAUAUUGUCCAAUUGUAGCUAACAAGUGCCUAAAUCCAACAUACCUGUUUAAAUGAGUCCGAGCAAUACAACUUGGUCUGAUCAGGUAUCUUUACACCAAUACGUUACUCAGUAUUUUGAACCAAAAUGUAAAAUACAUCAUUCUUUUUUUUUCUUUUGUUACACAUGAUUCGAACGAGCGACCGGUAAUCGCCGCCGUAGGAUUCACCUUGGUUUGUAGAAAAAAAAAAAAAAAAAAAAGGAAUACCGAUGUAUGGACUGGGAGUGGAACGUAGGGGGCAUCAUGGCCGUUUCAUGUGGUUUGGUGCUUUAUGUUGCACUUGAAGGUCAAUACAAUUCAAGGGCUUAUGUUGUGAGUGAAGGACUUUAAACUGCACCUUUAAGAAAAGUAGAUUAUAGUGUUGUAAUAUGAUUAUUAUUAUUUUUUAUGAGAGUACGUCCUGGAUACUUUUGUGCGCAACAUACGGAGCCUGCAGCAUUUGAAAUGACAGUUUUUGUAAUUAUUUACUAGCACCAAUUUAUUAGACAGUAUUAGGGCCGAGAAAGUCAUUUCCAUAACUGGUCGAAUGUUGGCGAGUUUUUAUCAUAUCCCUGAGUCCAAAGAUUAGCUCUUGGGAAACAAUAACUCCCAUCUUCUAGCCAGGGCAUCUGGGUACGGACGAUGGUAAUGCAUGUAUUUUUGGAACUAUAACUCCCAGCCUGCUAAAGAAUUUUACGCAGCCUGUAGUUCGCUUCCCAUUUGAAAUGUAUUUCAUUAUAUUUCGGUUUAAAUCUACAGAAUAAAAACCUUCAGUAACUUGUGUUACACAUCCUAAGGGCUCGAGCCCGCAGAUGCUGGACGGUGGCGCUUUGUAGUCCCUCUGGUUUAGUAAUACAGACCCAUAUGCAGUAGGCAGGCGCCAUGGUAGCUAUGGAGCAAGUCACAAAUUUUUAUACGCAUCUUUGAGGGAUCCAUACCAGGGUCAUGUACAUGAAUCCUAAUGAGCAGUAAAAAUUUCCCGGGAAUGACAGAAAAAUGAAUAUCAGACAUUUCAAGGUUAGGCACCCAGUCAAUCCUAUAUACUUGCUUGUGAGCUGACCGUCACUUGUCGACCAUAGUGACAUCGCUACAGCGGGUUGUGGCUCGGCGGCACGCUCAAAUGUGUUGCUCCACAGAUUGUUAAACAAAAAUGUGGCAAGAGUGCCAAUUUAGAAAAAAAAACAUUUCCUUUAUACAGUACUUCUCGUUCCUUUUGGAUUCAAUCCUGGCUUGGGCACAAAAACAAAAACAGCGCGUGUGACACAACCCUUAGGGAAGGGCUACAUGUGUCGCGCGACAUUUCAUGUAAUGAUUGUCAAUGGUGUCGCACUGCGACAGUUGCCAAAAAUCAUGAUGUGCUGGAUUUUGUGUCACAGGUCGCAUGUUGUGCGCAACAUCUCAUUCAUUCACAUUAUGGGAAGUGGCGCGUGACACAGCCGAAACACAGCUCUAUAAUAUCGCUCAUCAGCACGUUGCCGACAAGUCGCACAUAUUUUUGUGUCGCGCUACUUUUCUGACCAGAAAGACCAUCUGCACUGUGACAAUGCACUGCUAAGGAACAGAAUGGAGGAGGGGGAAAAAAAAUAACAUGUGAUGCAAAAUAAGCACAGAAUGACUUAAAAUAAAAGUACUGGAAAAAUAUUUUUGUAGAUUUAAACUUUGAAAUGCUGUCCAAAAAGUUGAGCUUUCCUACAUUGAGACUUUUUGUGGCGCUAUGGAUAGAUUAUAACGUAAGACAGCUGUGGUCCACAAGACUGCAUAAAACUUAAGAGCAGACGGGGCUUAUGUUGUACUUGGCCAAAACCCUGUCUGCAGGGGACACGUGAUUUUGAAGGUAAUACCUUGGUUUUAAGUAUAUAGAGGGGGGCAGUAUAGCAUAUAAAACUUAACUUUUAAUAAAGUGAAAAAAAUAGUAAAUGCCCCCU
Bufo bufo (common toad) is the source of this 5563-nucleotide messenger RNA. RefSeq names its product formin like 2 (gene FMNL2). Gene Ontology annotation, cellular component: cytosol. The transcript has 27 exons. Gene Ontology annotation, molecular function: actin filament binding; small GTPase binding. Gene Ontology annotation, biological process: cell migration; regulation of cell shape; cortical actin cytoskeleton organization. The coding region runs from base 1 to 3279 and encodes 1092 amino acids. The record is from RefSeq and is a predicted model, not a curated record. NCBI's taxonomy places the organism in Eukaryota, Metazoa, Chordata, Amphibia, Anura, Bufonidae.